This is a messenger RNA of Sinocyclocheilus anshuiensis, 1793 nucleotides long. It is a transcript of the gene alkal2a, whose product is annotated as ALK and LTK ligand 2a. Bases 348 to 755 code for a protein of 135 amino acids. The record is from RefSeq and is a predicted model, not a curated record. NCBI's taxonomy places the organism in Eukaryota, Metazoa, Chordata, Actinopteri, Cypriniformes, Cyprinidae. Gene Ontology annotation, molecular function: receptor signaling protein tyrosine kinase activator activity; receptor tyrosine kinase binding. The transcript is spliced from 6 exons. Gene Ontology annotation, biological process: positive regulation of ERK1 and ERK2 cascade; positive regulation of ERK5 cascade.
GUCUGAGAGCCCCAAUAAAUUGACGAGAAUCGACGGCGAAUGUCUCGAGGCGUUGAAGACGCGCGCGCACAGCGUCCUCAGGAGCUUUGACUGGAGUUUUCUCAAGUCUCGGAAACAUCAGAAGGAAGUCUGACCACUAUAACUUCCCACGCUUGAGCACAUUAAAGAACGAUUCGCUUUAAAGGGUAGCGCUCUCUCUCUUUCCCAGCGCGUUCUGCGAGCCUCGCGUGGGGUUAAAUAGGCACCGGACGCUCAGUCGCCUCAGGCUGUGUCGACUGAGGGAAAGAAACGCGGCGACACAAGCGCCCUCAGACUGCGUGAUCCAGGACUUGGGCAGUUCGGGAGCGAUGCGCGCGCUGCGGGCUCCGGUUCUAGUAAUGGGGCUCGUCAUGUUAAUCUGCACUACUGCACAAAGCGACGCCAGCGCGAACAAGGUCGAGAAAACGUUCAGACGGAUAACGGACAUCAUGAGACUGGCGGAAAACAGCGUUGACGACGCGAGCGUGCCAAAGGACACUCAUCGUCUCAAAACGGAAACCGGGGAAACAAUUUUAAAAAUCUUUCCCAGAGACCUCAGAAAGAAAGAGAAGGUUAUCAAAGUCUUAACAGGUCCUCUUUAUUUCAGUCCAAAAUGCAGGAAGGACGUCUACAGGCUUUAUCAUAACACCAGAGACUGCACCAUCCCUGCAUACUACAAAAGGUGCGCACGACUCUUGACGCGACUGGCAGGGAGUCCGAGAUGUCAAGAGGGUUAACUGUACCAGAUUCAGAGAGGACACAUGCACUUAAAGCUUUUAUGACUGAGAACACAUUCUAGGAUUAGAUAACUUAUCCAAGCUAUUACAGAUAAACCUGCGUGUCUUAGCAAAUAGGAUGUGAUUUAAGCAUGUAAACAAACUUAAGUCAGUGCUUUACAUUUCAUGGUGGGUUUUUCCCCCCCCAAAGACCACUUCAGAGGAAGCACAUGUAACAAAACCUGUUUCCCAAUUUUUCACAGAUGCAUCCAAGUGCACACAUGUAUGCGAACACAGCCAAGUCUGAAACAGCACUAAACUUCACUUCCUUUAUCAAGCAGGUUGAAGCCAAACCAGAGUGACCCAAGGAAAAAAAAAAACAGCAGUCAAAGUGCCUUUGGACAAGAGAAGAGAAUUUAAACCAACACACAACAAUCCACAUAAUCAGCACAUCUCGUCCAGAACACUGCUCUGCCUCUCUGGAGAAUAGAUGUGGGAAAGUAUUGACAGAGAAGUAAACGGACACGGAAUAAUGGGAUGCACUUGCCCAAGGACAGUCUGAUGGACUCAACAUGGAGCCAAUGUUAAAACACAGGACGACAGAGAAAGAAAACAGAAAACGUAUCUGGCAUAGUGCGUUCUGAACCUGUCUGCCAAAAAAGAAAACCAUUUUUCCAUCGUUUCAUCAUGAAAAAGGGAUAGCCAUGGUUUUGCGUUUCGAUAUCAGAUUAUCGAGACUCGUCAUUGCUGAUGUUUCGCACGACAUGCCUCGAUGGGGUUACAAUUCAGAGCCACGAUGACAAAUUGAGUUAGUUCGCGGCAACGAGAGAGCUUUGCUUUUCUCGGUGCUAGAACUGAAAAUCAUUAAUUGCAUGAACGUUUCCUUUUGCUUCUGUUUGCCAGCAGACAGGUAGAUUUUUGCAGUAAAUCUGUGACCAAAAGCUUUUAGUUUUUGUGUGAGACUAUGAGUGUAUGACUGUGGAAUAUAUUCAAUAUAUUUUGAUAUGUAAAUGUUGUACAAAUGAGACUUAAAAAUCCCUAUAACAAAACAUAUAAGCA